Momordica charantia (bitter melon) is the source of this 901-nucleotide messenger RNA. Its product is annotated as putative glutathione S-transferase. Gene Ontology annotation, molecular function: glutathione transferase activity. NCBI's taxonomy places the organism in Eukaryota, Viridiplantae, Streptophyta, Magnoliopsida, Cucurbitales, Cucurbitaceae. Gene Ontology annotation, cellular component: cytoplasm. Gene Ontology annotation, biological process: glutathione metabolic process. The record is from RefSeq and is a predicted model, not a curated record.
UUUUGGUGAGAGAGAAAUGGCGGAAGAAAUACAGGUGUUUGGCGCAUGGGCUAGUCCGUUCAGUCGCAGAGUGGAGCUGGCUCUGAAACUCAAAGCGGUGGAAUACCAAUACAUUGAGGAAGAUUUAACCAAAAAGAGUGAUUUGCUACUGAAAUACAACCCACUUCAGAAGAAGGUACCUGUGCUCGUCCACCAUGGAAAGCCCAUCGCAGAUUCUCUUGUCAUUCUCGAAUACAUUGAAGAAAACUGGAAACCCAAUUAUCCCAUCUUCCCCAAAGAUCGCCAUGAAAGAGCUCUUGCCAGGUUCUGGGUUAAGUAUAUCGAUCACAAGGUUGGUGUUGCGUCAGUGAGAGCUGCUCGGAGUGGAGGAGAAGAGAGAGAGAAGGCUGUAGAAACAGUGCAGGAGGCUUUGGGAGCACUGGAGAAGGAGCUCAAAAGCAAGAGGUUCUUCGGAGGACACAAAAUUGGGUUGGUGGACAUUGCUGGCAUCUAUGUAGCUUGCUGGCUUCCUGCCUUUGAACAAGGACUUGGGUUUCAGAUUCUGAGCACCCAAAAGUUUCCAAAACUGAUCAAAUGGACUGAAGAGCUUACCAAUCACAGUGUGGUGAAGCAGAUUCUGCCUCCAAAACAUCAGCUUGCUGCUUAUCUCCAAACUCGUUUUGGAACCAAUAAUCUGGCUUCCAAGCUGUGAGUAAUUAAGGUAAAUAUGGUAAAUAUGUAUGCUUUCUCAAUCAAACUUGUUUGGGUCUAUUAUGCUUGGAUAAGGAAUAAAUUUAAUUGGAACUGUCAUAUUUCAGUAAUUAGAAAUGUUUAAAAGUAAAAGCUGUUUCGCAAGACAUUUCUGGCGAAGGGAAAUUCGAAUUUAAUAAAGAUGUAUUUGUAUUGAUGUAUAAGUUUUACC